CCCUUUCGCCGCACUGCCGCCGCCUCCUCCCGAUUGACGAUUCACAAACCACCACGGCUUCGGCUGGGCGGCUGGCCAUCUCGACCGUCCGCGCCGCUAGCGCCACCUCGACAGCCCGCCUGCAUCGUGGUAGCCGCCCGCUACACCAACCUUCGCAUUGUCGGGCCUCCUAGAAUGGCCGUCUUCGCCGUGGUCGACACCCGCGGCUCCUCGGCUGCCUGCCGAAACCGGCGCCGCCGUUCGCGCCUACCCGGCUCCCAGCCUUCUCCGCCCUCUCCGCUAGUCCCGAACUCUGCCGUAUUUUUGCUUGUUGCAGGUGCGACUAAACUUUCUCGGCGCAGCUUCAGAAUUGCUCAGCGUGCUAUUGCCUUCAGAACUAAAAAGACUGCAAAUCUUUGUGUUGGCUACGAGCUGAUCAAAGGAAUGCCUCAAUGUGCAGCAAGUCUGCUCCGUUCGGCCAUGGUGAGGGCCAAGAAGCUGCAGGAGAGGGUCCCCCUCCGCCGCACGGCGUGGAAACUGGCCGACCUCGUCGUCCUCUCCCUGCUCCUCGCCCUCAUCGCCCACCGCGCCGCCUCGCUGCUGGACGGCGCCGCCGUGGCGCCCCGGUGCUGGCUCGCCGCGCUCGUCUGCGAGGCUUGGUUCGCAUUUGUGUGGCUCCUCAACAUAAACUGCAAGUGGAACCCCGUCCGGUUCGAGACGCACCCCGAUCGCCUCGCCGAAAGGACCGACGAGCUCCCAUCGGUGGACAUCUUCGUGACUACGGCAGACCCGGAGCUGGAGCCUCCGGUGGUGACGGUGAACACCGUGCUCUCGCUUCUCGCAGUGGAAUACCCGGCCAGCAAGCUGGCGUGCUACGUUUCCGACGACGGCUGCUCGGCGUUGACCUGCUACGCGCUGUGCGAGGCCGCCACGUUCGCGAGGUUGUGGGUGCCGUUCUGCAGGAGGCACAGUAUCGGAGUCAGGGCCCCCUUCGUCUACUUCUCCUCCAGCCCAGAGACCGGCGCGGCCGAUCAAGAGUUCUUGCGCGACUGGACGUUCAUUAAGAACGAGUAUGAGAAGUUGAUAAGCCGGAUCGAGAACGCCGAGGGCUCCCUUGUGUGGCACGGCUGCGAGUUCACUGAGUUCUUGGGUGCUGAGCGCAGGAAUCAUCCGACCAUAAUUAAGAUCCUGUGGGACAACAGCAAGAGCACGACAGGAGAAGGGUUCCCAAGUCUCAUAUACAUCUCAAGAGAAAAGAGCCCUAAAUAUCACCACCACUUCAAGGCCGGGGCCAUGAAUGUCCUGACAAGGGUGUCCGCUGUGCUGACCAAUGCUCCAAUCAUGCUGAACGUGGAUUGCGACAUGUUUGCAAACAACCCGCAGGUCGUCCUCCAUGCAAUGUGCCUCCUUCUGGGGUUCGACGACGAGAUCCACAGCGGAUUCGUUCAGGCGCCACAGAUAUUCUAUGGCGCCCUCAAGGAUGAUCCUUUUGGGAAUCAGACGGAGGUUAUGUACAAGAAACUUGGAUAUGGAUUUGCUGGACUUCAAGGAGUAUAUUAUAACGGGACUGGUUGCUUUCACCGAAGGAAAGUCAUUUAUGGCGUAGCACCAGACUGCACCACAUAUGUCAAACCAAGGACAAAAGGUUCACCAUCUUGCAAGGAGCUGCAAAUGAAGCUUGGUAGUCAAAAAGAAUUGAUCGAAACAGCUAGGAGCGUCAUAUCUGGAGACAUGCUUGCAGUGCCUAACAUAAAUUUAUCGAGUCGCGUCGAAGUGGCAAAAGAAGUGUCUGCCUGCAGCUAUGAGACCGGCACAUGUUGGGGACAGGAGAUUGGCUGGGCUUAUGGAUCAACGACUGAGGACAUUCUGACCGGGCAGAGGAUCCAUGCUGCAGGCUGGAAAUCAGCACUUAUGAACACCAACCCGCCAGCGUUCCUCGGCAGUGCACCAACUGGGGGACCAGCCAGCCUAAUCCAGUAUAAAAGAUGGGCAACGGGCCUUUUGGAGAUACUCAUGAGCCGGAAUAACCCAAUCCUUCUCUCCAUCAUCAAGCGCCUGCAGUUCCGGCAAUGCCUUGCCUACCUGGUCAUCGGAGUGUGGCCAAUGAGGGCGCCUUUUGAGCUAUGCUAUUCGCUUUUGGGACCUUACUGCAUCCUUGCAAAUCAGUCCUUUUUGCCAAAGGCAUCAGAACCUGGUUUCAGCAUCCCAUUAGCCCUAUUCUUGACCUACAACAUAUACAACUUCAUGGAGUACAUGGAUUGCCGUGUCUCAGCCCGUGCCUGGUGGAAUAACCAAAGGAUGCAGCGGAUAAUCUCAUCAUCUGCCUGGCUCCUCGCAUUCCUCACCGUGCUACUCAAGACCUUAGGCCUCUCUGAGACAGUGUUUGAGGUCACUCGCAAGGAAAAGAGCUCGUCCAAUGGCGAUGGCAGCACUGCUGGAGCCGACCCAGGGCGGUUCACAUUUGAUUCAUCAUCGGUGUUCAUCCCCGUUACAGCACUUGUGAUAUUGAACAUUGUCGCGGUAGCUGUUGGAGCAUGGCGGAUGGUUUUCACUGCAGCAGAAGGCGUGCACGGUGGCCCGGGUGUCGGAGAAUUCGUGUGCUGCUGCUGGUUGGUGCUAUGCUUCUGGCCAUUUGUGACGGGAAUUGUCGGCAAGGGAAUCUAUGGCAUCCCCUGGAGUGUCAAGCUGAAGGCUGGUUUGCUUGUUGCUGCGUUCGUUCACUUCUGCAGAAGAAACUAACUUUUGCAGCAUCGAAACAUUGAAACUUAGUUCCAUCUCUGGUCAGAAUUAUGGUACCUGAUAUUCCAACCAGCGAUGCCGGAGAGAGGCGGACCGUGCCCAAAAUGCUAGGUAGGGGGCGUUGAACCGCACUCACCUGACACUCAGGCAGCCGUUGGUUACUGAUAGAAUUUGAUCCAUGUCUGUAACUCCAUUCAUCAACAAACUACAACUUAUUUCACCUCAAAUAGUACUUGUUAUUUCUA
Phragmites australis (common reed) is the source of this 2963-nucleotide messenger RNA. RefSeq names its product cellulose synthase-like protein H1. The record is from RefSeq and is a predicted model, not a curated record. Gene Ontology annotation, cellular component: plasma membrane; trans-Golgi network. The transcript is spliced from 12 exons. Gene Ontology annotation, biological process: plant-type primary cell wall biogenesis; cellulose biosynthetic process. Gene Ontology annotation, molecular function: cellulose synthase (UDP-forming) activity; mannan synthase activity. Lineage: Eukaryota; Viridiplantae; Streptophyta; Magnoliopsida; Poales; Poaceae. The coding region runs from base 175 to 2718 and encodes 847 amino acids.